AUGAUCAGUAUCAGCUGGAGUCUAUGGGGUGCCGAAAGAUCAUUAGUAGUGAAUGUGACCCAGACCCACUAUCAGGCAGAGCAGAACCACAGCAUCACACUGGAGUGGACCUUCACACCCAAACCUGACGUGUCCAUCACCUCAGUUUACAUCUUCUGUCAGCUGGUGACUGAUCUCAGAGCCUCAGUCCUGUUUCAUCUCCAUGAAGGUGUUGAGGUCUCAGAGUCUCAGGAUCAACAGUUUUCAGGACGAGUCCAGUUUGACAGAGACAAGCUCAGAGAAGGACGGAUCAGACUCCAAGUGUCCAGACUCAGGACUGAUGACUCAGGACGCUAUGACUGUACCAUCAGAACAUCAGAUGGUUGGAACACGGACGUAUGUCGACUCAACGUCACUGAUAUCGGUCCACAGAAAGUCAUUGGACUCAGUCCAGUCCAGUCACUAACGGGAAGUCCUCCUACAGAAGGUGUGGUCAUUGACUGCAGAACUGACCUACAGCGGGACGGUUCUUGGAGGAAGAUGAUCUUCAGGAUCCUGCUGCUCAUCAGCUUCAUCUCAUGCGUCUCUGGAUCAUUAGUAGUGAAUGUGGCCCAGACCCACUAUCAGGCAGAGCAGAACCACAGCAUCACACUGGAGUGGACCUUCACACCCAAACCUGACGUGUCCAUCACCUCAGUUUACAUCAUCUGUCGGCUGGUGACUGAUCUCAGAGCCUCAGUCCUGUUUCAUCUCCAUGAAGGUGUUGAGGUCUCAGAGUCUCAGGAUCAACAGUUUUCAGGACGAGUCCAGUUUGACAGAGACGAGCUCAGAGAAGGACGCCUCAGACUCCAAGUGUCCAGACUCAGGACUGAUGACUCAGGACGCUAUGACUGUAACAUCAGAACAUCAGAUGGUUGGAACAUGGACGUAUGUCGACUCAACGUCACUGCAGCUGUUGAUCAGCACAAAGCUGAGACAACAGUGAGUCCAGAACCAGAGAACCGGGGAAGAACAGGCCUUUAUGCUGCAUUGGUGCUGACAGUAGCAGCAGCUCUGCUGUUUGUCUGUGUUCUACUGUUCCGUUUUUUCGUUGUCCUAUCAGAACUAAACCUCAGGAAGACACAUGCUUUUGUCUUUGAUCAAGAAGUUUCAUACACAUAGAAAACCUGUGUCCUCAGGCCUAAGGCUGAGACGUGUCAUACUUUUACUACAUGUCAGGUUGAAACUCUUCUGUUGAGCCAGAGUUCAAAGACAAACCUGGGUUUGGAUCCACCCUCAGUUCCUGCCACUCAAACUGUCAGGAUCCUGUGCUGUGCCAUCCUGUUUUUUUCACCCUGGACCACACCUUCCCCCUCACUAUGCCACGCCUCAGCUCUGGACCAUUCCCACUCCCUCUCCUUCCCUCUGUAGACACAGUAAUCAGCUCAACUUGUCACACCUGCACUUCCCCUCUGGCUGCCUUCAAAGACCCCUGCAGCCCAGCACUCUGUUCACACUGCUCAUGUCAGGUUGGUCGCCAUGUCUGUGUUCUGUUCCCGCCAAGCCUUGGUUUAUUGUUCAUCUCAUGUUUAGUCUUGUUGCUUCCGGACAUGUAUUAGCUCGUGUUCCAAGCCACGUAUCAUUCUUGCGUUCAUGCCCUGUAUUUAUUAGCCUCACAUUCAUGCCAUGGAUUAGCUGUGUGUUUUUGUGUUCAUGCCAUGUAUUAUUGCCCUGUCCAUGCCAUGGCGCAAAUGUUUUGUUAGUUUGCCAUGCUGUUAGCCCUGUAAGUUACCAUGUUGCUAGCUCGGUACGUAUGCCAUUUGCUGGCCCUGUAAGUUGCCAUGUUAUUAGCUGCUACAGUAUGUAUGCCAUGUUAUCAGCCCUGGAAGUUGCCAUGUUGCUCCCUCGGUCUGUUCAGGCCCAGGUGGUCACGAUUUAGUCACGUAAGGAGUUUUUCCUGAGUUCCACAAGUUAAUUUUUGUUUUGUUGUAUCAUGUUUAGCCUCCUGGUCUAUUUUGUUUAAUUUAAGGAGUGUUUUGUGUUGAGCGUUAAAAUAAACUGGUUAUCAUGAAUUCUUGGUCCUCACGGCUCUCUGACUCGGCCCAGACUGACUAUCAGAGCCUCGAUCCAUUUUGCGUGGCGGAUCAUGACACAAACCUUCCCUGCUGUGUUUCCAUGUUGUCUAGUGUCUGUCAGUUUGAGUUAGUUAGUACAGUAACCUGUUCAGUAAUUUAGCACUAUCAAUUAUUUAUACAUAGUAAAUAAAAUCUUAUUCAUA
Betta splendens (Siamese fighting fish) is the source of this 2236-nucleotide messenger RNA. RefSeq lists its product as uncharacterized. The transcript is spliced from 6 exons. Gene Ontology annotation, biological process: T cell costimulation; negative regulation of T cell proliferation; cellular response to lipopolysaccharide. Lineage: Eukaryota; Metazoa; Chordata; Actinopteri; Anabantiformes; Osphronemidae. Gene Ontology annotation, cellular component: external side of plasma membrane. The coding region runs from base 1 to 1140 and encodes 379 amino acids. The record is from RefSeq and is a predicted model, not a curated record.